Messenger RNA from Dovyalis caffra, 2181 nucleotides. Lineage: Eukaryota; Viridiplantae; Streptophyta; Magnoliopsida; Malpighiales; Salicaceae. The record is from the annotation of a GenBank genome assembly.
AUGAACGCCCUACAUCAGCAAAAAUUAAUUGCAAAUGCACUUUCAGAAACAACUCUGUCUGUCACGUUACAAACAUGUCAGCGUUUGAGAGGUGAAAUCCCACCUGAAACUGCCAAUCUUCGUUAUUUGGAAAUACUGAACCUAAGUGAAAAUGAGCUUCAUGGUACCAUCCCCACUUCAUUCAGUAACCUCUCCCGGCUCACCACCUUAGUCCUAAGCCAAAACAAGCUGGAAGGAGCAAUACCUAAUGUCAUUGGUGACAUGAAGUCUUUGAAUUACAUGGACUUGAGAAACAACUUACUAUCAGGAGGAAUUCCACCAGAAUUUGGGAAUGUUACCACUCUUGUAAAACUAGAUUUGUCAGAUAAUCAUCUCUCAGGCGUCCUUCCCAACGAGCUGGGAAGACUUGUUAACCUUACGCACCUGGUGUUGGUUAACAAUGAGUUCAGUGGCGCACUGCCUAAAAGCUUUGCAGAACUUAAGAAGAUGGUCCAUCUAUUCAUUACUGGAAACAACUUCGCAGGCAAGAUACCAGAGUAUAUUGCUAAUUGGGAGAAUCUUAGGGUUCUGGGACUGAUGGGAAACAGUUUUGAAGGGCCUUUUCCUGAUGCAUUAUCAUCAUUAAACCUCACCACACUACAUGUAGCUGACUUGGCGAGCAGUGAAGGAAGGGACUUUCCGUUUCCAAAUAUAUCUGGAAUGACAUCUCUGGCAUGGCUGACAUUGCGGAAUUGUUCGAUAACUGGUCUGAUCCCUGAAUUCAUUCUUCAAAUGACAUCCCUCUAUUAUCUAGACAUUUCAGAAAAUAGUUUCGAAAGUGCACCUAUGCAGCAGAGAGGCAUAUCCUCCAAUAUAAACACUUUUGCUUGCUGUACUGAGGCAUCAAAUCUGAGCAUGGCAUGGCAGAGAAAUGACUACUCUUGCCACAGUGAUAAACCAUUAAAUGAUCAUCUCUAUAUAAAUUCUGGUGGUGUUGGGAUGCUGGCUAAUGGAGUUUAUUAUGAAGCUGACUCACAACCGGACGGCGGAUCAACAUUCGUUCUAAGUGAUGACAAAAAUUGGGGUUACAAUAGUAUGGGAAUAUUCCUUGGAGCAGAGCAUGACCAGUAUACCAUGUCUGUGGAGAAACCAUUAUGUGGAAUUUCCGGUGACAGUGCGCCUUUAUAUAAGACAGCUCGUGUUUCCCCAAUAUCCUUAAAGUACUAUGGAUUUUGUAUGAAGAAUCGUAAAUACAAAGUGAAGCUUCACUUUGCAGAAAUAGUGUAUGGAGAAAAUAGAGAUCCUAGCAGUAAGGGGAAACGCUUGUUUGAUGUGGCAAUUCAGGACAAGAAGGUGCAAGAAAAUUUCAAUAUAAGAGAAGUAGCAAAGGGAGUAAAUGGAAGUGUAACUUUGGACUUUAUUGCUACUGUGAAGAACAACCGACUGGAGAUCCACUUAUACUGGUCUGGCAAGGGUUCGAUUAGUUCUCCAAUGGAGUAUUAUGGUCCUCUUGUAUCUGCCAUUUCGGUUUCUCCUGCUCCAAGAAAAUCUGGCAGAAAACCAUCAGCAAUGAGUAUUGCUGCACUUAUAUGCUCUGCUUUACUUUUUCCACUACUGGUUGUGGUUGCCAUUUGCAAAAUGGGCUGGCUAGGCGGCAAAGGAAAAUUUCACAUUGAAGAAUUAAAAUGUGUCGAACUCAUACCAGCAGGAUCUUUUAACUUCCGGCAGAUAAAAGCUGCCACUCAAAAUUUUAGCCCUUCAAACAAGAUUGGUGAAGGAGGAUUUGGACCUGUUUUCAAGGCUUAUGUUUUGCAAGAGAAAGGGGAACUAAUAUCUCUAGUCGAUCCAAUCUUGGGAUGCGAUUAUUCAGUGAAACAGGCAAUGAUAAUCUUAGACUUGGCAAUGCUAUGCACCAAUCCAUCCCCUACUCUGAGGCCAACAAUGUCUGAAGUAGUAAAGAUUCUUGAAGGCAAGAUUAAGAUGAAGGCUCCUUCAUUCAACGUCCCUUACUCAGCUGAUGAUUUUGCGAAGGCUAAGGCUGUCGCUUGCCUCAUUCCCCGCGUUCGUUCUGGCAACAAUUCUACAGGAAAGUCAUCAAAUGCUGUUUCAUAUGAUGUUGUGAGUCGAGAUGAAGAUGCUUAUGGCAUUUUUGAAGAUUGUUCCUCGGAGAUGGUGGACAAGACAGAUAGCCUGACCAAAUGA